AGUGGUAGCGACGAAGCAGCCGAUGCAUGUCCACGUGCCUGCAACGUCGCUAGCAAGGGCAGCCUCUCGUGACGCCACGGGGUGGGGUUUGCUGCUCUUGGUGCUGCUCUGGUAAUACUGGUUCUGAGGCAUGCAUAAUCUGUAUGGACUAGUCUGUGUACGCAUACGGUUCUUUACGGUAGUCCGACACUAGUUAGAAGUUUGAGUCUCUGAUCGGGUGGUUAAUAUCUUGAUACAGCGGUUGUCCCUAGUACUUCCUUAGUCAUUGCUUUCUUAGCCUGGUAGUGUAGCAACUCAAAAAAGAGCUUGCAACAACUUUGGACUUAACUCUUGACGAUUAUACCCUCCUGCAGAAACUGCCGUUACUGAGGAACGUAAAACGCAGUUAAUAAGACUGGUGCACAUAACCCGAGCUGCAGUUUUGCUCGGCUAUGGCGUUGUCUAUUCCGAGAACCCUCGGAGAGUUGCAGCUCUAUAGGAUACUACAGCGAGCCAACUUGCUAUCCUACUAUGAUGCUUUCAUCCAGCAAGGAGGAGACGAUGUCCAGCAGUUGUGUGAGGCCGGAGAAGAAGAAUUUUUGGAGAUCAUGGCACUCGUAGGUAUGGCCAGCAAGCCUCUGCAUGUUCGUAGGUUGCAGAAAGCACUGAGGGACUGGGUGACAAACCCCACUCUUUUUAACCAACCCCUCACUUCAUUGCCUGUUAGCAGCAUUCCCAUUUACAAACUGCCAGAGGGCUCACCAACUCUGUUAGGUCUGCCUUCCAACAGCUAUGAAAGGACCAACAAUUCCCGGGAGCCUCAUGUCAAAGUCCCAAAAUGUCUAGCUGCCACGUGUGUGCAAAGCCUCGGAUCUGGAAAACCUGAGGGAAUGGCGACAUCCCCUUUGCAAACUAGUAGUGACAGCAGAUUGUGGCAGAGCCAUCACACUACGGACAGUGAACACAGCCUUUCUCCUGCAGAGCUGGUUUCACCAGCUUCUCCAAAAGAGACGCCUGAAGUCCUGGAUGCAGCCGCUGUUCUGUCAGUCAUGGAAUGUGUAGAGCGUAUGGUGCCGAGUCUUCCCAAGACUGACCCAAACGAAGUGAAGGAACUACUGAAAAACAACAAAAAGCUAGCAAAAAUGAUAGGGCACAUCUUUGAAAUGAGUGACGAGGAUCCUCACAAGGAGGAGGAGAUCCGCAAGUAUAGUGCGAUCUAUGGGAGGUUUGAUUCCAAAAGAAAAGAUGGAAAGCAUCUCACACUCCAUGAGUUAACAGUGAAUGAAGCAGCAGCACAGCUGUGUAUGGCAGACAUGGCCCUUCUUACAAGGAGGGACGAACUUUUUGCACUGGCUCGACAAAUCUCGCGGGAGGUGACGUACAAGUAUACGUACAGGACUAGCAAAUCAAGAUGUGGUGAAAGAGAUGAGCCAUCUCCUAAAAGAAUAAAGACAGAGGAUAUUUUUUCUGACUGUCCAGAAGCUUUCCAAGUGUACCAGCAGAAACGACAUGCAUUGAAGGAGCAGCUGGCCUUGGCCAGUGCUAAAGGGGAAGAAAGUGCAGUUCUUAGCCUACAGGCUCAACUUGACAGGCUGGAAGCAAAACCCUUUGAAAUUCUUCGUAAUCAAGCAGGAUUAGACAGGCUACAGCUGUCUGAAAGACGUCACUCAGAAAGUUUCUAUAACCACAUUUCUAUGGAACAGAACACAAGUGGUCAGUCAGCAGAUAACACAGAUGGGUCAGGAGAUCGACCUUUGAAUCUUAGGAUCUCGAAUCAUCAGAGCAGACAUCAGCAGCAGAUGGCAUCCAUUGAGGAUCAGCCACCAUUGAAGCGCAUCUUGGGUGAAGUGUCUCGAUCUUACUCAAACACUGAAGGGAAAUCUCCAUCCCCAGAAAAUCCUGGGCUAUUAGCAGGCUACUGCCAUAAGGUCCAAAAUAACUCUGAAAAUAAAGUCAUCAAAACAGAGCCUGAAGAUUCCAGAUAGUUUCUUUUCAUUAACCUUAUUUUUUGAGUGAUGAAAUUCAAAACUCCAGCUCAAGCACAGAAACAUUAGCCUUAAUAACCAGCGUUGCCUCGUUUACAUUACUGACUUCUGUCGCCAAAGCCUAAGUUAACUGCUCGCUUGAAAAGAGUGAAAAUACUACUUUAAGUGGGAUGUACAAUAACUGCGUACAAUAGUCACUUGAUGCACAUGUUUGUUUAAUGGAGUUUAUAUUGUAUGUCAGUGUUCGCAUUGUAUUGUGUGCCUAAUUAUUUAAGGUUUUCCUGUGUUUAAUUUAAUUUUUAAUUAUAACAAGAUACACAGCAUUGGUCUCUGAAGAGAUUACUGUUGUGGGCAUAGUCCUUUUACUUGAAAAUUUCUUUGAAAUUUUAAGCAGUCAUGGCCUAAUAGUAAACUGCGACAAAUUGAUUCAUUUGAAUCGAAAGACAAACAUUUGUAUCAGCACUCUGUCUGAUUUUUAAUCUUGUUCAUUUACUAAAAAAGGUGUAAAAUGCUAGUUUUACCAUGUAAAUCUACUUAGUUUGAUUUGUAACCUUUGUUCAUUUACAAAAAAAGUAUUGUGUGAAAUACUAGUUUUACCAUAUAAAUCAUUGUCUGCUUCCUUCUGUCUCCUCCACUGUAUUUUUCCUGUUAUCUGUGUUUUCAGCCUGGAAGUCUUACUUUGCUGACCAAAGUAUCACAACUUUUGCAUAGUGUCAUUAAUACUUUCUAACAUUUUGCAUGUCCAAAACUGAACCAUUUGUCACAACAAGGUAUGCCUUUUAAGGUCCGUAUCAUUUUCUCUGUAACAUAGUGUCGCAGCCUAGGUGAUGAAGUCAAUAAGUCACAUGCAGAGUCUUUCAUAAUGCCAUUUAUGUUGCAUCACAUUUUUUAAUAACUAAGAAAGCCUUAUAACUGAAACACCACUUGGAAUAAAAUAAUAAUUAUUAUUAAAAUGCCAUGUUAUUUAAUGUUUUAUUGAUUAUAUUUGUUGAAUUCUUAUAAAAACAAAUGCUUAGAUUAGUCAGUAGGUGUUGUGACUUUGUUAUUUGCAAAAUAAUGAAUGUUCAGUCUUACUUGUCUGUUCUUAUGUGAUGUAAUUAAUAAGAAAUGUGGUGAUGAGAUUUUAGAAAGUUUGUAUCUUACUGUCAGUCAGGACAUUUCAGUGUCUCUGUGUUACAAGAAGGACAUAAAGUGGCUGCACCCACCGUUGUUCAUCUUACAAACAUACAAAGUAGAUAAGGCUUAAUAAAAACACUUGAAAUAAUGUAUUAGAAGUUUUCUGUCAGCAGCCUGGUUUCAUCACAUAGUGCAUUUUGUUAUCUGUGGCCAUUCUGUCUAUUAUUUGCAUGUUAACAGUUGCUGUAUCUUUCAAUAAUUUGAUAAAAGGUCAGCACUUGUAUGUACGAAUAGGUAGAUGACAAAAAGUAUCAAAUUAAAAACUCACAAUAAGUAAGAUGCGCACCAUUUUUUAUGUUGUAAACACUAAUGUAUUUAAUUUGUUAUACAUGAACAUUAAAAUAUAUAUUUUUUAAUUUGA
This is a messenger RNA of Protopterus annectens (West African lungfish), 3501 nucleotides long. RefSeq names its product NGFI-A binding protein 1 (gene NAB1). Gene Ontology annotation, biological process: negative regulation of DNA-templated transcription. Gene Ontology annotation, molecular function: transcription factor binding; transcription coregulator activity. The record is from RefSeq and is a predicted model, not a curated record. The transcript is spliced from 8 exons. The coding region runs from base 432 to 1964 and encodes 510 amino acids. NCBI's taxonomy places the organism in Eukaryota, Metazoa, Chordata, Ceratodontiformes, Protopteridae. Gene Ontology annotation, cellular component: nucleus.